Molecule: messenger RNA, 534 nt
Organism: Morchella sextelata
Lineage: Eukaryota; Fungi; Ascomycota; Pezizomycetes; Pezizales; Morchellaceae
Exons: 3
Coding region: 1-534 (177 amino acids)
Source: RefSeq, a predicted model, not a curated record
AUGGCUAUUCUCGGUGGCUAUACCUUGAUCCGCUUGCUCACGGCUGUCCACAUCUUUCUCGGUACUCUCCUUAUCCUAACUCCAAAACGCCUCACCGAGCAGCCCAUUAUCUUCCUCCUCGGCGAAGCCAUCGGCCUUUCACAACCCACGGAAUCUUUCUAUGACAAUCCACUUGCCAGCUCAGUCCUCGGACUGAUGUUCAUCCUCUCCGGCGUUUCCGAUUUAUUCGCCGUGUCCUCAAUGGAGGAGGUAUCGCGCGGUUACUGGGAUGCGCAGUCACCAGUUCGCAUGGCUUUUUUUGCCUGCGUCACUGGAUACACAUACAUUUUUCGGCCCGGGCGUGGGAACACCGCGGCCAGUCACCCGCUGAAGAACAGUCUUGUCUUCACGUGGGGGUUUAUGGAAGUUCUUGCAUGGUUCUGGAUUUAUCAGCAACUUAGAGAGGAACGCCGCGGCGCGCAGGAGAGGAUUGAGAAGCGGAGAAGGAUGCAUGCGAAGCUUAUGGCUGGUGAAGUUGAUGACUUCGGUAGGUAA